GAACAAUGUUCAAUCAAAACUCUGGCACUACAGGUGGAUUUUCUUUCGGCUCUGGUAAUACUGCCGCCGCACCAGCCUCUGGUGGUUUCUCCUUCGGGAGCAGCGCAGCUAAACCGGCAACCACUGCUGCCAACACCAGCUUCUCGUUUGGCUCCACUGCUCCCGCUGCUCCUACCGCUGGUACCAACACCAGUUUCUCGUUUGGCUCCACCGCUCCCGCUGCUCCUACUGCUGCUGCUCCUACCGCUGGUGUCAACAAUAGUUUCUCGUUUGGCUCUUCCGCCCCCACUGCUUCCCCUUCCACUGGAUUUGGUGCUGCCAAUACUGCAUCUAACUCCGCCCCUUCUACUGGGUUCAGCUUUGGGGCCAGUGCCGCCCCAAGCAGUGGAAUUUCCUUUGGCAACAAGCCGGCUGCCACCACCGGUGGUUUCUCCUUAGGCACCCCUGCUGCAGUCGCUAGUACUACUGGCGGCCUAUUUGGUGGUAAUACGGGUACCAAUGCUACUGGCAGCACUGGUGGUCUAUUCGCUAACGCUGGUACGUCUGGCAGUUUAUUUGGUAGUACUCCGGCCGCCACUGGAACCACCGGUGGCUUUUUUGGAGGUACGGCCAAUACCAGUCUGAACACAAGCACCGGUAUGUUUGGUCAGAACAAUACAGCAACCCAAGCCAACGCCCCAACUGCUUCGAACGCUUUGCAGUCGUCACAGCCAUCGUUUGCCUGGUCAAGCCAAGCCCAACCACAGACCACACAGCCGCAACAGCCACAACAGCAGCUCCAGAUUUCCAACCCUAGCAACAUAUACAACCCGUCAAUUGCAGACCAGCUCAUGAAGUUAACCAGUGCCUGGAACGCCAACUCAGACACGUGUCUCCUCCGCACCCAUUUCUACAACAAGGUGUCUGAGAAUGAGGCGCUUGCAUACGCCCAGCAGCGCCCCCAGAAUGAGACUCCAGAGUCCUGGGAAAAGGCUAUGCAGAACAGACCAGAUCCAAAAACUACCGUUCCAGUCCGCGCCUCUGGUUUCGAAGACGUGUCGAAGAGAGUCGAAACACAGACUCAGUUUGUGGCUUCCAGCAGAAUGUUGUUGAACCAGAUCAAUGAAAAGCAGAAACAAUUAGCCGAGAAGCACGAGUUGGACACCGCCACGCGCGUGGCCCAUGCCAAGCAGAAGCACACACAGUUGGCAAGACGGAUCUUACGCCUCGCGGCGAUCCUUGCAGUCAUCAAGUCCAAGGGCUACCCGUUGUCUCCAGAGGAGGAAGUGUUGGCCAAGCAGUUUGAGGAAUUGAACAAAACCUUAGUCAACCCAACAGGUUUGGGCCGGGUGAACGAGAUAUUUGCGCGUUUGGCAAUCUUGAAAGACAGAGCGAGCAACUUGUCGACUCAGUUAGACCAGAAGCUCGGGCAAGACAACGACGGCGCUGAAGCGGAGAAGAAGAACUCGGAAUCUAUCAACAAGAUUUUGGGUGUGUUAAGCAAACAGCAGGUGGGGUUGCAGUAUUUGAACGACGUUUUGGAGAAAGACAAGGAAACGUUAGCAAAGCUUGAAAAGUAAUGUAUAUUAAAGAUGUUAAU
Molecule: messenger RNA, 1579 nt
Organism: Babjeviella inositovora NRRL Y-12698
Lineage: Eukaryota; Fungi; Ascomycota; Pichiomycetes; Serinales
Product: FG-nucleoporin
Exons: 1
Coding region: 6-1559 (517 amino acids)
Biological process (GO): NLS-bearing protein import into nucleus; nuclear pore organization; protein localization to nuclear inner membrane
Cellular component (GO): nuclear pore; nuclear pore central transport channel
Molecular function (GO): structural constituent of nuclear pore
Source: RefSeq, a predicted model, not a curated record